UGCUACAGACAGGAGCACUUCCUUAAGCUUGGGGGCGGUGUUUUUGAAGAUAUGUUAAUAUAGCUGGCAGUGUUGUGAGUGCAGACACACCGUCCUUCUGUCCUUCCCUUACCCCGGUCCCAGGGACUGCUGCUCCUGUCUUCUAGGCAAUCAGCACAGACUCAGACAGCUAAGGAUCAAUGGACUCGGUUUGUUGUGUGGAUUGACAGCAGGGCAGACAUGCUUCAGGUUCUGCUACUAUAAUGGAGAUAAAGGAUUCGGGUAAAGUGGUUCUCACUGGAUACCAUUCUUACACGCCUUCCAGAUCAUCAGUAGAGGAGCAGAGCUUUGUGCUAGAUAUGCCUUCCAGUCGAUCUCCUCUGAUCAGGAAAUCUCACUCCAGAAGAAUUAACAGAAUGCUCUCAAAUGAAUCCUUACAAACACCCUUAUUCAACCGUUCUAUCUCCGAAACCUCCAUGGACAACUCAUCCAUGGAAGACUUUUGGUGUGAACUGAAACACAUUAAAGAGAGCAGUGAUUAUGGGCCAGAAGAAAGCAUGAUGGUGGAGAUGAAGCCAGCAGAUGAAGGAGAGCUGGAGGCAGAAUGGCUGCAAAACGUUGGCUUGUCCAACCUCAUCUCUGGCACUCAGGAACAUGAUGGACAGGCCCUGUUGUCCACAUUGACACGAAGACAAGCAGCUGCUGUGCAAAAAAGAUACAACACCUAUACUCAGACAUUAAGGAAGAAAAACAAACAUUCAGUGAGGGAUGUACGUGAUAUUUUUGGGGUUAAUGACUCCUCGCCACCAUUUGAGCCCUUACCCACAUCCCCUCUUGCAUCAAAUGGUGUUCAGCUUCCGAUAAUCAAAAAGCCCAUUUGGAAAUCUGUCACUUCUAAUAUAUGUACAUUUGAAAAACCCUGUCCCUCUGUUGCUGAAGAGCUUUCUUUCGAGGUAUCCUUCUCAGAAAGCGUUGUGGUGACGGAUAAUGAAACAGAAAAGCAAAGGAUUCAAAAAAUGAAAAAAGAAGAUUGCAUCUUGCCAAAAUUUAUUGUUUGGAAAAGUCGGUUUGGGCUAACAGAAGUUGGGGAUUUGUCUCUUGAAGACAUGAAGAAAAUCCGUUAUCUGUCUCUCAUUGAAUUAACAGCAUUUUAUGAUGCUUUGGGAAUUGAACUAAAGAGAAACCGGGCAGUAAGGCUUAAAGGAAAAGAAAAUGGUCUGUUUGGCAUUCCCCUAACAACAUUGUUGGAGAAUGAUCAAAAAAGAACACCAGCAACAAAAGUUCCUUUGAUUUUUCAGAAACUUUUACAAAGGCUUGAAGAGACAGGCCUAGAAACGGAAGGUAUUCUACGUGUACCAGGAUCUGCAUCGAGGGUUAAGAGCCUACGAGAGGAGCUUGAAUUAAAAUUUUAUGACAAUACAUUUGACUGGAAUAAAGUGCGCAGUAAUGAUGCUGCAGGUCUUCUCAAGAUGUUUAUUAGAGAGUUGCCCACGCCUCUGUUUACAAUGGAGUACCUCCCAGCCUUUAUCGCUUUGGCAGAAAAAAUCUCCAAGAUCAAAUUGCAGCUACAGGCUCUUCAUCUAUUAAUCAUGUUACUGCCAGAUGCCAACAGAGAUAUUGCCAAGGCAUUGCUACACUUUCUGAAAAAGGUGGUAUCCAAUGAAGAGAAGAAUAAGAUGAGUUUGUGGAAUGUAUCGAUGAUAAUGGCACCCAACCUUUUUAUCUACAAGGGCAAAAGUGCAAACCAGGAGGAAAUGAAGGCAGCUGCCUCCACGGCUCAUAUUGUUAGACUUCUAAUUAGGUACCAAGACAUCUUGUGGACGGUUCCAUCCUUUUUAAUUUCUCAAGUUCGUAAAAUGAAUGACGCAGCUUUGAGUAAUAACAAAAAGCAGCUAAUUUUCGAUAAAAGUGUAAGGAAGCUGUUACGGAGGAAGACAAUGGAAAGAGAAAGACCUGAAAGACGUGAGCACUGUGAUGUACCUGAAGGAGUGAUAAGAGUUUACGCUCCAUUGCACUCAAAGGUUUCCAUGGCGAUCCAGCUGAACAGUCGGACGAAAGCCAAAGACAUCUUGGCAAGGUUUCAGUGCGAAAACAGUAACGGAACACCAGACAGUGACAGAAUAAACAACCAAAGUUUAUAUGAAAUAGGAGGAAAUAUAGGAGAGCAUUGCCUGGAUCCAGAUACCUAUAUGUUGGAUGUGUACAAUGUGAACCCUCGCGCAGAAUGGAUUUUAAAGCCAAAAAACAGCUGAAAAUGUGAAGGUGAUUUGAAGGACAUAUUUUACAAAUGCAGUAGACUGCGCCAAUGGAAUGCAGAAGACUCUGAGCAAUAGGAACAAUAAUGAUGGAGACUCGGCUCAAGACUUUGAAAAGAAA
Messenger RNA from Spea bombifrons (plains spadefoot toad), 2355 nucleotides. Its product is annotated as rho GTPase-activating protein 28-like. The record is from RefSeq and is a predicted model, not a curated record. The coding region runs from base 243 to 2231 and encodes 662 amino acids. Gene Ontology annotation, molecular function: GTPase activator activity. Gene Ontology annotation, cellular component: cytoplasm. NCBI's taxonomy places the organism in Eukaryota, Metazoa, Chordata, Amphibia, Anura, Pelobatidae. Gene Ontology annotation, biological process: negative regulation of stress fiber assembly; regulation of small GTPase mediated signal transduction; signal transduction. The transcript is spliced from 15 exons.